CACUAUCUGCUUUAACACGAACGCUGGUCGGAGAGGCGCAAGAGGAUUUCAGAGGCGGUGCCGCUCCCCGUGUGGACGAAGAAUGCAGACGAUAAAGUGUGUAGUGGUGGGUGACGGGGCGGUUGGCAAAACAUGCCUUCUAAUUUCCUACACAACAAACGCCUUUCCCGAGGAGUACAUCCCUACUGUGUUUGACAACUACAGCGCUCAGAUGAGCGUUGACGGCCGUACGGUAAGCCUUAACCUUUGGGACACGGCAGGGCAGGAGGAAUACGACCGUCUGCGCACACUCUCCUACCCGCAAACAAACGUCUUCAUCAUUUGCUUCUCCAUCGGAAGCCCCUCCUCCUAUGCUAAUGUUCGCCACAAGUGGCACCCGGAGGUGUCACACCACUGCCCGAGCGUACCCAUCCUUCUGGUGGGCACCAAAAGGGAUCUACGUUCCGACACGGAAACGGUUAAGAAGCUCAAGGAGCAAGGGCUCAUGCCAACGACCCAGCAGCAGGGCAGCGCGCUAGCCAAGCAGAUCGGCGCCUUCAAGUACAUGGAAUGUUCCGCGCUUCUCCAAGAGGGCGUACGGGAGGUGUUUGUAGAGGCCGUACGUGCGAUGCUGUAUCCUGUGACCAAAAAGAAUACCAAGAAGUGCGUGCUCUUAUAGUCUGUGCAUUGGUGACUGCCAGCGGAUAUGAACUUGACCGCAGUCGAAAAUCAGCCGCGCAGGGAGUGUAUCCAUCCCUUUUUAUUUAUGCCUCUUUAAUUGCUCUUUCAGGUCACUGUGGCUUUGUUGAUGCCUCGUUUCUUCAUAUUAUUUUAAAUCAGUCAGCCAAAGUUCCUCACCUGUUUCUGAUUAUUAAUAACAAUGUAUUACCAGCACCACUCAAUGAAAAAAAACAUUUGCAAACAAAUUAACGAUUUUCCAGCAGGAGCGUGUUGCGCUUCCUUUGCCUUGUAUUCCAAUGCCUUUGCAUUCAGAUAAAUGUGCAAUAUAAUGAAGACUGUUGUGCGACCAAGGCUUAUAUAUGCAACGAGUUUGUCUUCAGGCCUCUGAUGAAAACGGAUCAGUCUUUGAUUAAAGUUGUUAUGUGGGACGUUUCCCCAUCAAAUGUGCCUUUGAAAUGGAUUUUAAAAUAUAUAUAUAUAUAUAUAUUUUUUUUUUUUUUUAAGUAUAUAUUGUAUUUUUACCAUAUAUGUUCGAGUAUCACCAAAGCGAUAUUUGAAAGAGUUGUAAAAAAUAAUGGAUUGUUUGGGUUGCAUUGGUUUAAGGCUGACUCUUAUGAAAUGUCUAGAUUUUAUUUCAACCCAAAAACAAAAUAAAUGUUAUUUUUCACAAAUGCAUAUUUUAGGUCCAUUAACAUUUUGAAUUGUGACAAUAAUUUAAUGGCUAUUAAGCAUGUUUUAACCCAGGUAAUUAUUAAUGCAUAUAAUUAAGUAAUGGAAAUAAUCCUGUGAAAAUACAAAGAUUUUACAACAAUGUUGUAUUUGUGAACAUAAGGUAUCAUGAACUAACAAUUAAGAAUAUUUAUUAACAGCAUUUACUAAAAGAAUAUUCCAGAUUCAAUACAAGUAAAGCACAACCGAUAGCAUUUGUGGCAUAAUGUUGAUUACCUCAAAAAAAUAUUUCGUCUCGUUUAAAAAAGAAAAGAAAAGCAAAACUCUGGGUUACAGUGCGGCACUUACAAUGGAAGUGAAUGGGGCCAAUCAGUCAAUGUUAAAAUACUGUUUUAAAAGUAUAGCCACAAGACAUAAACAACAUGUGUGUUAACAUGAUUUUAAUGUGAUAAAUUCACUUACUAACCUUUUCUGUGCAAAGUUAUGUCCAACUGUACAACUUGUUGCCAUGACAACGUAACGUCGAACACCCUAAACAACCAUAAAAACGACAAUUUAACAACUUUACAGCUCAAAUAAUACACAAGUUUUAACAGAAGAAUUAAUAUAUGUUCUUUUAUAUAAUUAUAAGCUUCACAUUUCUGCCUUUUAAACACUCAAAACUGGCCCCAUUCACUUCCAUUGUAAGUGUCUCACUGUAACCUCGAUUUUCGCUCUUUUGUUUUUCUUUUUAACGAAAAAGAGGGACGAGUCGAUUUAAAAAAAACAACAACAUUUUUUGGUAAUCAACAAAUGCUGUUGAUUGAGUAACUUGUACUGAUCCUGGAAUAUUCGUUUAAUCUCAGUUAAUGUUAAUUUAAAAAAAAUACAACUAUUCAAUGUUAGUUUAUAAUGCAUAACUAAUGUUAACAUAUGCAUAUGAUUACCAUUAGUUAUGCGUAACUAAUGUUAUGUAUUAUACACCGUGUAUAUAUAUAUAUAUAUAUAUAUAUAUAUAUAUAUAUAUAUAUAUAUAUAUAUAAACUGCAUAAAUUAUGUACACUUAAAAUUGUAUUUUAGAAUUUAAAAAUCAAAUUUUUUCGUAUUAUGGAAAUUACAAUGGGAAUAUGCUUUGCCAUAAAAAAAAAUAAUGCCACAAUGCAAAAUAAUUUAAAUUUCUUCGUUUUGUAAGGCUUUUUCUUUUGGGGUGAAAUACGACUAGGACAUGUUCUCAGAACAGUUUCGUGGGAUCCAUCUUUAAUCAUGUGACAUCAGUGAGGGAGUCAUUCUGAGAAUUGUGCCUUAUGGAAACAUCUCAACGAAAGGCUCUUAAUGGCUUCAUCCCACUGCGACGCUAAACAAGUAUUAUAGUCAUUUACGUAUUAUCAGCACAUCAAAUUUGGGUAUUUCCUUGUUAGAGUUUCUCUGUGAAGAGAUUGUAAGUCAGGUUGACCUGCAUGCCUUACUGAAGUUCACAACAAAGCCUUUGCCCUACAGUUUGCCUUACUUUCUGCUGUCAUGUCACUUUGAUUUAGGCUUCCCUUGAUUUUUUUUAUUCUCCACGAGAGUCGACUGUAGUAAACGCCUCAUUCCUCGCUGCAUUGUGUCUCGGUGUGACACAAAAUAUUUUGAAUUCGUCUUCUAGACCAAAGACUGAGUAGCAGGCAUGCGUGACUGCCGUUGCGCUAAUCCACUGCAUCCAUAGUACAAACCCAACACCAAGACAAGUUUGGUUUUGCAUUUCGAGAGGCCAAAGUCUGCCACAUGAUUCCUAUCAACAACAUUGGCAGAUGUUUAAUUCAUCUUGAUCUAAACAUGGAAAAACCAAGUUAACCUGCAUUAAAUGUACGUCAAUAUUGCCUCACUCACACAAUCUCAAGAUAUAAGAUGUUUUCCAAUAUUAUUUUCGUAACUUCCACUUUCCACUCAUCUCGACAAUUAAAAAUGUAAUUGCGCGCAGUGUGUGAGCUGCUUGUUAUGUUGCGUCUGUUUUACUCUGGUGUAAAAGUCCUUGACCUGUUAUUGUGUUUUUUUGCAUUCUUAGUCUGAAGUUGUGGUUAAACAUUUUGCAAAACUGACAUUGCUGAAUGGCAUUGUGGUAUGAAAACAGACACUGUUGAAACCUGAGACAAAAUUUCAUAAACCGCAGAUGUUUUAUAACUGAUAUAGUCAAAGUUUGAAAAUGCCUUGCAUUUUUAAUGUGCUUUUAAUAUUACGCUUUUCUUGUCUGUCUGCCAAAUGUGGCCAAAGAGUGCCUUUGGAUACAAAGAUUUAUUGUGGAAUAACUGGACUUGUAUAUGCCAACGUUUGAGUCACACCUGAUAUGAAACGCAACAAUGUUUGUAUCUAUCGAUGAGAUCAUUCCCUGUUUUGAUUUGAGUUUGAAUUUAUUCCAUGUUGCCAAACUGAAUUAAAGCAUUGUAUUGUUGUUAAGGUUAAAUGAUGUCAGGGAAAUGCUCUCAGAAAUUAAAUCUGUGCAAACGUUGAUAUUAUUACUAGGUGUGACUGUGUGCAAGGGGGAAUGAGUGACUGUGACUGUGUACUUGUGAACUGGUUUUUGUUUCAUCACUUCAGUGUAAUGUGUUGUCAUAAGCGGACAGUAAGGCCUCACGCUGCAUGCUGUCUGUGGUUUAUGGUAUGUGGUACUACAUUUAUACACUGGGAACUUGAUUUUGUCAAUAUUACCUUUUUUUAUAACCAAAAAUAAAUUGUAUAAAUGAACUAACCAUGAAAUUAUUUUAAAUUAUGCUGAAUAAAUUUUUACGUAGUUUA
Messenger RNA from Myxocyprinus asiaticus (Chinese sucker), 4080 nucleotides. RefSeq names its product rho-related GTP-binding protein RhoG-like. Bases 83 to 658 code for a protein of 191 amino acids. The transcript is spliced from 2 exons. The record is from RefSeq and is a predicted model, not a curated record. Gene Ontology annotation, molecular function: GTP binding; protein kinase binding; GTPase activity. Gene Ontology annotation, biological process: small GTPase-mediated signal transduction; cortical cytoskeleton organization; regulation of cell shape. Gene Ontology annotation, cellular component: plasma membrane; cytoplasmic vesicle; cell cortex. NCBI's taxonomy places the organism in Eukaryota, Metazoa, Chordata, Actinopteri, Cypriniformes, Catostomidae.